Molecule: messenger RNA, 2340 nt
Organism: Anarrhichthys ocellatus (wolf-eel)
Lineage: Eukaryota; Metazoa; Chordata; Actinopteri; Perciformes; Anarhichadidae
Gene: syngr2b
Product: synaptogyrin 2b
Exons: 4
Coding region: 161-898 (245 amino acids)
Cellular component (GO): synaptic vesicle membrane; neuromuscular junction
Source: RefSeq, a predicted model, not a curated record
GCAGCUCCUCUGGGUGCCACUGGUCUUCGUUGUGGAGAAGCAGCACGACAGGAGGUGACAGCAGCGUAGUUUAGUUUAGCGGGCUGUCCUGUCAGGUCUUGUGGAGAGAAAAGAAAACCCCUCGGUGAGCUUCGGAGAACCUGUUGGACGGGAGAGAGACAUGGAGGAGACGGCCGGUGCAAGUGCGUACGGGGCUUCGCUCGCAGGAGGAGGCUUCGACUUCUACAAGUUUAUCCGACAGCCGCCAACCAUCGUGCGGAUACUCAGUUGGAUAUUUGCCCUGGUGGUGUUUGCUUCCAUCACAACGGAGGGAUACAUCAACUCUACCCACAGUGCCCAGGUGAAGUGCAUCUUCAACCAGAACGACUCGGCGUGUCAUUACGCUAUUGGCAUCGGGGUGAUCGCCUUCCUGGCAUGUAUUGCCUUCCUGGUGUUGGACGCUUACGUGCCUUUUAUGAGCAACGCACAGGAGAGGAAGUACGCCGUCAUGGCAGACCUGGGAUUCUCAGGGGUGUGGUGCUUCCUUUGGUUUGUUUGUUUCUGCCUGUUGGCCAGUGAGUGGGCUAAAACUCAUGCCAGCGGUGUCCCAGUGGACCCGGCACGAGCCACUGUGGCCUUCUCGUUCUUCUCUAUCGCCACAUGGGGACUCCUGACCUACUUUGCGUUGAUCCGUUUCCGCCGCGGUGUGAAUGAAGUAACCAUGCCGACCUACACAGAGCCACAACCAGAUCACCACACCCCUUACCCUCCGACCUACGCCCCCACCUCCUACAACCCCACUACCUACACCCCUACCACCUACAACCCUUAUCCCAGCAAAGUGCCCGACAUGCAGCCCCCCUUCCAGCCAAUCCCCCAGCCGCAAGGAGACGCUGACUACCAGCCGCCCAACUACUGAGACAAAGGGAGGUCGCGUGGACCAGAUCAUCUGUUGGUACACUGAUUGUUGUUGCACUGCACAGACCCACAGCUAUAUCAUAUUGAUGUGGUUUUACAUUUGAUUCAACACACUUUUCCAAGUGUUGUCCAAUUUGAGAGCCUGCGCAGUGCAACUGCAAGUUAGAGACGAGGGACACCGCCGUUUACGUCAACGGGUCGGCGGUCGGAUAUCAAGACGUCAGGCUGACUGUUGAGUAUCUGACCUUAGACCUGUGUGCAAAGACGCAACUCUUUACCUCCAGUGGGCUGAUCCUGAUGGGGAGAGGUAGAUGGAAUGUACCCAGGAGGUCAAAGGUGAUAUAUAAUGUGACGGUGUGAAGAACGUGUUCCUCUUUACUCUCUGGUGGAACCUGAGAAUCUGCAUUUGUACAUAGACUUCACCUUACGAAGCUGCCAUUUUCAUGGUUCUAUGUGCCUGUUUUUCUUUGCUUGUUUGGUUUAUUGGAUGUUUCAGGAUGUACUCGAUUACAGUGGGAAAAGACCACUAUAAAGCCAAAUGUCCCCCUCUGAUUUAGUUCUGUACAGAUUGUGCAUGUUUCGUAGCCAUAAAGCCACAAAAUCACCCCUGAGAGAAAGUUUUGCACUCUAAUGUGCUGUCGAUGGUCACAUGAGAACACAUAAAACCCCCUCCAGUUCUUAAACUCUGAUCAUUGCAGAUAUAACAAAUUUGUGUUAACAGUGGGUUACGUGUGCCAAUCUGUAGAGGCGUUUAUUGGACGUUCAUAGUCGGUGUUGCCCUUUAAACUUGUGGUUCAGAUAGACAGGAGGGAGGAGAACGUAGAUAGCUGCACUUAACAGGUUUAUCCACCGAGCAUGUCCUCUUACUGGAGAGUAACUUAUUAACUAGCAGAAACAAUGCUCCCUCUUAAACCUGCGAACAGAGCGGCCUCACACUUCCUCCUAUGUCUUUGAGACGGUUAGUUUCCCGAACACCGAUUUUUAUCUCCCGUUUACAGGCUUCUUAAUCUAAACUGUUGAAGGCAGACUGCAGCAGGUGUGUCUUUACCAACGACAAGAUUAACACCUCAGCCUGCAACUGGUUUCAUGUGUUGCUUUGUGCCCGACGGUCCGGCUGCUGUAGCUCGUCUAAAGUGAUGCUCAAACGUAGAUUUUGAUUUAAACGGACUCUAGAUCUGCAAAUGACAGACCAGCAAUUGAAUGUGGUUAUAAAUAUAUAUAGAAACAUGCUAUUGUGGUACUACAUUGAAGAUAUUUGUACAAGUGGAAAUACAUUGAUUAUUAAUAGAAAACACAUGAACUUGCUGAAGCCAUCUAUAUGAAAAUCUUCUGUUGAUUUAUCAUUUGUACCGUGAGGAGAAAUUUAACAUCAAAGGGUUUUUGGGGAAGGAAAGUGAAUCAAAUGUGCCAUGAUUAAAUAUUAAAGUUAAGCUGUGCAUCACA